This is a messenger RNA of Linum tenue, 1662 nucleotides long. The record is from the annotation of a GenBank genome assembly. Lineage: Eukaryota; Viridiplantae; Streptophyta; Magnoliopsida; Malpighiales; Linaceae.
AAGCCCGGAAGCUGAGUCGCGCGCACCCAUGGCCCAUGGGCCAUGGCCAAUCAACAGAGCCAUCUCUCCCGCUCUCAAAUGAUUAUAUCAGCAAAGAAGGUUUUCUAGCUUCCUUCAGUGGAAGACAUGAAUUUUCUGAGGAUCCACAACGGUAGCUACCAGCCUCGAAUUUUACAUGUCGACCAACUUCCCCAUCUUCGUCACCUCUCUGCAACGGUCCAGUUACCCUCGACACAAAGAUUGAGCCUUAUCAGUUCGUCGACCAUUUUGCCACUCUCUCUGCGUAAACCCACCUUCAAGUUUUCGAGUAUCCCGAGAAUCAAUGCUUCGGUUGUGGAUGGGAAAGAGGAAGAGCGUCAAGAAGAACGAGAAUCGGAAGAAGGGUUAUCCAAUGAUGGGAGGGAGACGGAUUACUUGGCGCCUGAUGGUGAUGUCUACCGCAAUACGCUGAGACUGGUUGAAUGCUCUAUGUUUGCUGCUGUCACUGGUCUCGUCUACUUUUUGAGCAAUUCACUUUCGAUUGAGAAUUACUUCGGAUGCUUCUUUUCGUUGCCAAUUGUAAUAUCUUCACUUAGAUGGGGUGUGGCAGCAGGGAGAAAAACUAUGGUAGCAACUGCUAUGCUCUUGUUUGUGUUGUCUGGUCCUGUUAAGGCAUUAACCUAUCUGCUGACUCAUGGCAUACUUGGUUUGACAAUGGGCUCCUUGUGGAGGUAAGUGAUUUUCGAUUUUGAGAAGUAGUUUUACGGCCUUCGUAUCCUUCACCAACGAGAAGAAAAGAUUUCCUAUAGACUUCGCUUGUUCCUGAGUUCUACUAUUCAUUUCUGUUUGGGAGCAAAUCUUCUCAUAAUCCAAACAAAUUGUGCGAAUGUCUCUUUCGUGUAACACUUGGCUGGUAUAAGAUUUACUACUGUUUUGUAGAAAACGUGAAGGAGAAGUUUAUUGAUAUCAAAUUCUUCCAAUAACUCUGGAUUUGGUUGUUGCCAUCUUUCAGCUUACAAGCAAACUGGACAGUUUCGAUAUUUGUGUGCACGAUAGCUCGAGCAACUGGCGCCAUGGGAUAUGUUUUCACGUCCUCAUUCUUAAUACGAGAAAACAUACUUGCUCUGAUUACAGUAAACAUCCACGCCUCUCUGAGUUAUGUGUUUGCUGCCACUGGCAUUAAUACCAUUCCAUCGAUGAAUUUCAUAUACGCACUGUUCGGAAUUCUUGUAUUGAUAAACAGCGGAUUCUUUGUGUUCCUACUGCACCUCUUGUAUUCCGUGUUUCUAACUCGCCUUGGAAUGAGAAGUUUGUUGAGAUUGCCAGCAUGGCUUGACAGGGCCCUAUGAGUCAGUGGCUCUGCAGUUGUUAUCAGCAUCAUGUAUUACCACAACCAAUUGGCAUGUUGACUGCGAGAAUAUGAUGCAACUGCAAUUAUCUCGCACUACAGGUAGAUAGUUCUCCUUUUAGCUACUUUGGAGAGACGCAUCACAGGUAGGCGGUUCAAUCUUGUAUAAGAAACUCAUGGGAAUGAAUUAAUUGACCUCCCUUUGUAAAGAAGUUCAAUCUUCUGAUAUAACAUUUUCAUAAGCCAUGUAAAUUCCUCACUUUUCACAUCAGCCGUUGUAUUCUCUUACAAGGAGCUGGGUUUGUUUUACUCUUAUCUCUACCACUGAUUGCAAU